Spodoptera littoralis (African cotton leafworm) is the source of this 733-nucleotide messenger RNA. The record is from the annotation of a GenBank genome assembly. Lineage: Eukaryota; Metazoa; Arthropoda; Insecta; Lepidoptera; Noctuidae.
AUUUUAUUCGAUUUACAUGUGUAAUCGAUUUGAAUUCCCAAAAUAUCACAAUUUGAAGUACUGUUAAAAUAAUUAAAAUACUAAACUGCAUGGCGCAACACUAGUGGCGGCUUAUUUCAAUUUUUCUACCUACCUCAACCUGUAGUUGCGAAUUUUAUUUUGCCGAUGUAAGUUUAUACUUACAAAUCUGAUUUAUUUUGUGAAUUUCAUAAAAAAUAAGUAACAUCUAUCGUAUACACGAUGUCGUAUCCGGCGUUGAGACAACCAAAAAACUUAAAAUUCAACGAGAAGUCUAAGACAGCGGUUUAUAAUGAACCACAGAAUUUUUUAAUAGUGACUUUGAAAGAUGGGAAAAAGCUCGUCGUGUCUUCUGAUACUUACCACGGAAUUCUAACGGCAGGGGAGCUGUAUAGAUGUGUGUUUUGUGAGACAGAAAUGGCAAGAGACGUGAUUUGUAAAGAAAGACACAAAGCGUCUGAAAAUCAUCGAAAGAUUCUCGAAGGCUACCCACACAUUGACGAAUUCAAAGAGAAUCUACUUAGAAAGCUCAGCGCAUCAGGUCAUUACUGCACAGUCUGCAAUGUGGUUGUGAUGACAAACUAUGCAUAUAGACAUAUAGAAGGAUAUAGCCAUCAGGUAGAAUUAGACAAAGCUAAAGGCAGAGCGCUCUCAUACAAGCCGAAUUGUUAAAGAAGAAAUUCUAAUUGACAGCAAGCAAGGAGGGUCGUUGAUG